Molecule: messenger RNA, 2403 nt
Organism: Dioszegia hungarica
Lineage: Eukaryota; Fungi; Basidiomycota; Tremellomycetes; Tremellales; Bulleribasidiaceae
Exons: 9
Coding region: 1-2403 (800 amino acids)
Biological process (GO): mismatch repair
Cellular component (GO): mismatch repair complex
Molecular function (GO): ATP binding; mismatched DNA binding; ATP hydrolysis activity
Source: RefSeq, a predicted model, not a curated record
AUGGCGACCCCCGGCUCUGCGCCGCGCCUGACCUCCCUGUCCAAGCCCACUCGAGCGACACUGCGAUCAUCCGUUAUCAUCCCGACACUACCGUCGGUCCUCUCCGAACUCGUCCAGAACUCGCUCGACGCCGGGGCGACCAAGAUUGAGAUCUGGAUCGAUCCGAGUAAGGCCGGACAGAGCAUACGGAUCGAAGAUGAUGGAUGUGGUAUUGAUGCAGAUGGGCUGAGCAAGCUGGGGCGGCGGGGACGGAGCUCGAUGGGCGGGAGUUGGCAGGGAGGGGGUGGGAAUGGUGGAUAUGGAUUCCGAGGAGAAGCCUUGUCCGCUGUCGCCGCUCUCGGACUCCUGGAGAUCAUCACUCGCGCUCGCGACUCGACAGAGACGCUCACCAAAGUUAUCCGGGGGUCCAAAGUGCUGUUCGAAGGCACCUCUUCCAGAUCGCUGGGGAGAGUGUCCGGUACGACUGUGAUACUGACGAUAAAGAUCCCUGUCCGCCAAGCUUCUCUCUCUGCUACCGCUUCCUCGCUCGUAUCAGCCUGCAAGAAGGUCGUCGAGACCUUCGCCCUCGUCAGACCUGAGGUCCACUGGACCGUAUGGAAAGAGGCGGCUGUGGGUGGGAGUGCGGUUGCUCUGGAAAGGGUACUGAACCUGCACCGCAACAAGAGCACCGUUGAUAUCUUCCGAAAUCUUUUCGGCACGGCUGGAGGAGAGAAAGUGCAAAGUAUCCGAGUGUCAAGCGGGAAGAAGCGCAUUGAUGGCUUCAUCAGUCUUCAGGGGUCCAUUACCCAGUCUCACCAACAUCUAUACGUCAACGGGUACCCUCUCGACCGGUACGAUCUACACUCGGUCAUCAGCAGGCGGUUCUCGCAGAGCAGGUUCUCGAUCAUGGUGGAUGAAGGCGGCUGUGACCCUAUGCCAACCAGAGACCGAAAGUCACCGCGCCGCCUGGAACGCUACCCAGUCUAUGUCUUGAACAUCCAGAUCCCAACCACCGAACUCGAUGCAGCCUAUACUCCCGGAAAGACAGUCAUGGGAUACCAGGACGAGGAGAGCAUCAAGAAAUUCCUCUUGGCGGUAGUAGACGAGUUUCUGAGGCGACACGAAUACACUGCUCCUUCGAAGUCCAAGGAGGUGUCGGAAGCGCCGGCUGGCACGCCAACGAUGGCGCGUACGGCUCUCGUUUCCCUCCGCCCAGCAUCUACGCCGCUGCGGACCCCGCAGACCCCGAUCGUCCCGCGCUCAGUCUCAGCUCUGAGCGGAUAUCGGACAUCCCGACUCGGCUUUGCGCAGUCGGUACAGUCUGCUCCAAGGGUAGGGGAGAAGCGGAAGAUGGGGAGCGAGAUGGGAGAGUACAGGUUGGACGAAAGCGGGCGGAAGCGAUACAAGUGGAUCGAGGAUAUCUUGACGGAUGUCGACAGCGGACUUCUCCCGCUCACGCCAAAAUCCGCAACGGGAGCCGCUCAGCCCUUCACGAAUACCUCUUGUACCCGAUGCUCCCAAUCCCCCGAGACCCUCAAUACCGCACAUACCACUGCGAUACCUAUGAAAACCUCUACCCUCACCCACACUUCCACCGACAUCACCUUCACCGCUGAUGCUCUUUCCCGAGCUACCGUCCUCGGCCAGAUCGACUUCAAAUUCAUCGCCACCGUCGUACCCCCUUCUACAACAUCCCCGGCCGGGUCAGGCAGCACCCUUAUCAUGAUCGACCAACAUGCGGCGGACGAGCGAAUAUCGGUCGAAUCGCUCCUCAUAGAGCUGUGCGAAGGCUUCCUCCUCGAUACCAUACCCAUCACCGAGCUCCAAGAGCCUCUGCCAGCCGUCAUUCUCGGCCGACAAGAAGCGGUCGAGCUCUCUACACCUGGAGUUGCAGAUAUCUUUGCGAGGUGGGGCAUUGAGCUCGCAGUUCCUUCCGUUGGUGCUUUCGAGGGCGGCGAUGGGCUGGGCGAGUACGUGCAGGUCCCGAUUCGAGCUGUACCGACGGCUUUGAAGGUCAGGCUGGGGAGGAAGGAGGCGAGCGAGAUGACGAGGCUUAUCAAGCUCUUCUUGCCGGUGUUGGCGGACGGACUGGGACAGGUGCAAUCUCUUAUAGAAAGAGGGCAGAGGAAUACACAGGAGGAUAAGGUGGAUUGGGGCGAGGUCUUGAGGUGGAUGCCGAAGGAGAUGCUGGAGCUGGCGAAUAGCAAGGCGUGUCGGAAUGCGAUCAUGUUUGGCGAUCGUCUGACCGUGGAUCAGUGCGAACGACUGGUCCAUCAGCUGGGAAAGAUGAGGUUCCCCUUCAUGUGCGCUCACGGACGUCCGAGUUUGGUGCCCAUCAUGAAGAUCGGGAAGCUCGCCGAUAUUGUAGCGAGUAGUGAACGGAAUACAGGCUGGAAGGACUGGGCGGGAAAGGUACGGUUGUAA